Molecule: messenger RNA, 960 nt
Organism: Rhineura floridana
Lineage: Eukaryota; Metazoa; Chordata; Lepidosauria; Squamata; Rhineuridae
Product: olfactory receptor 4E1-like
Exons: 2
Coding region: 1-960 (319 amino acids)
Biological process (GO): G protein-coupled receptor signaling pathway
Cellular component (GO): membrane
Molecular function (GO): olfactory receptor activity; G protein-coupled receptor activity
Source: RefSeq, a predicted model, not a curated record
AUGUCUCUUUCAGUUCGCCUACUGCUUCAGAAAGUGCAAGAUACCUCGGUGACCGAGUUCAUCCUGGUGGGCCUCACUGACAACCCCGAGAUACAGUUGGUGCUCUUUGUGAUCUUCCUGGUAGUCUACGUGCUGACCUUGGCUGGCAACAUCCUCAUCAUGGUCACCAUUGUGCGUGACCGAGGCCUCCAUACUCCCAUGUACUUCUUCCUGAGCAAUCUCUCCUUCAUCGACGUCUGCCACUCCACGGUCACCGUGCCCAAGAUGCUGGCUGACUUCCUGUCAACCGAAAAGACCAUCUCCUUUGGGGGCUGUGUGGCCCAGAUGUUCUUUCUUCACUUCUUUGCUUGCACCGAGAUUUUCCUUCUCACAGUCAUGGCCUAUGACCGCUAUGUGGCCAUCUGCAAUCCUAUGCAUUACCUCACCGUCAUGAACCACAAGGUCUGCCUCCUGCUGGCUGGCACUAUCUGGCUAGGUGGCACAGUGCACUCCCUUGCCUUGAUCGGCAUGACCAUCAAUCUACCCUACUGCGGGCCCCAGAAGGUCGACAACUUCUUCUGUGAUGUCCCCCCUGUCAUCAAGCUUGCAUGCACGGACACCUACAUAAUUGAGAUCCUCAUCGUUUCCAACUCGGGGCUCAUCUCUGUGGUCUGCUUUGUGGUUUUGGUGGUCUCCUACGGUGUCAUCUUGGUCUCCCUCCGCAACCGUUUUGCUGAAGGCCGACGAAAGGCACUCUCCACGUGUGCAGCCCACCUCACGGUGGUGACUCUCUUCCUGGGGCACUGCAUCUUCAUUUAUUCCCGACCCUCCACCAGCUUCUCGGAGGACAAGGUGGUGUCAGUCUUCUUCACUGCUGUCACCCCAUUGCUCAACCCUAUUAUCUACACACUGAGGAACGAGGAUAUGAAGCGGGCACUCAGUAAACUAGUUGGCUGGAAGGUGAAUUCAGAGAAGAAUUGA